AUGGCCAACUACCCGCCUCCUCCGGCGCAGAACUCGGGCAGGGGGUACCACCAGAUGAUGCCCAGCAACCCAUACCAACAGCAGCAGCAACAACCUUACACUUCGUCGACCAUGCUGCCCCAGACGACUACUGCUGCCUCGCACCCGCAGCCAAUUGCCCCGGCGCCAUCUUCGGGCGGUCGUGGACCCCCAGUUCUUCGGCCAAUGCCUGCGGGAGGUGUGAUGCCCCAGCCCGGCAUGAACUCUCCUUACGGCCAGAGCCCCCUUGUGGCCCAGCAGUCGAUGAUGCCCGACGGCGACCAGCCAACCCACGUCGUUGGAUCGCAGGGCCGCCGGGGCAUUCUCCCCAGUGCUCCUGGGCGGCCGGCUGCUCCUGCUGCGGGCACUGGGCCCACCAAGAGCCAGAUCCCGCAGAAGGAUGCCGACGGGAAGUUUCCGUGCCCCCACUGCACCAAGACUUACCUCCAUGCCAAGCACUUGAAACGCCAUCUCCUUCGACACACGGGCGACCGGCCUUAUAUGUGCGUUCUCUGCCGCGAUACCUUCUCCCGCAGCGAUAUUCUUAAGCGCCACUUCCAAAAAUGCUCGAUCCGCCGCGGAAACCCUACCAAUGCCACCCACCUGUCCCAUCCACAGGCGCACGUCAAGAAGAAUGCCGCUGCCCAGAAGAAUGCUCUCGGUGCCGAGGGCGAUGUCAAUCACAUGAACGGUAUGGGAAACAUGCCUGCCGACGGAAUGGUUCCGUUUGGCCUUAUUCCCGCUUCUGAUGGGAUGAACAACAUUGCCAACGAUCAGACCCAGCUUUCGAGAUCUAGCAGCAUGAACAGGCUCGACGACGCGAACCGUGACAGACGUAACAUGAAUGACUCGGUCAUGGGCGCGUCGACUCGCCCCAACUACGAGCAGCCCUACAACGGCGACGUGUCGAAUAACAUGUCUGCCAAUAUCAACCCGCAGCUAGCGAAUUACAGCAUCCCGCCGCCCCAGAACGGCCUGCCGAUGUUUGGAGGAACAAACUCGACCCAACAGUCGAACCUUGAUUGGUCUCAAAUGUUCCAACCUGGUGCGCACAAUACCUACGUCAAUGCCUUCCCUCCUAACGUCGGACAGACGCAGACCGCAAUCAAACAAGAGCCUAGCGGCGCUCCCGCCAGAGCGGAUGGCAUACUCGGCAGAUCCAAUGCCACCACCGAUGCCACGCCGUUCACCAACUGGGGCCUGCCCUCGUCAGACCCAGACCCCUAUCAACAACUCUCUAACCGGAUCCUCAACUUCCUCUUACCCCCAGGUACUGUCAUGAACCAAUCGACUGCCGGCGUGGACCUCUUCUUCCAGCCCGACAAUAUCAAGGAUUUUCUCGACAAGUACCCUCAUUUUCACGUGCACUUCUCGAUGCUUCAUAUUCCUACUUUUCGUAUCAUGGAUGCUUACGUCGGCCUCGUCGCGGGCAUGUGUUGCGUUGGCGCGUGUUACUCGGACCGUGUUGCGGCUGCUAAUGUCCGCGAAGUAUCGGAUCUUCUGAAGACGGCACUCGAGGGCUCUUCGCGUAUGUAUGCUUCGCUGUCCGAAGACCCCCAUUCCGUCAUCAAGUAUGAAUCCGGCUCUUUCGGACGUCGGAAACAGGACAUCGAGGAACUGCAGGCCAUUAUCCUCUCGCACAUCUUGUUUGUGUGGCACGGCACACCGCUGCAGCGAGAGAAAGCACGCAGAACCUUCCCUUUCUUGGUAGCACUGGCACGCAAGGCGGGCCUGACUCGUAUCUCCAGCGAUUCGACACUGUACAGCCCACUCCACCAGCCCGAGCUGUCGGCCCAGAACUUCUCCAUUUCCAACUUUGAUUGGCACUCGUGGGUUGAGCAGGAGAAGCGUGUUCGGGCAAUGUACGCCAUCUUCCUGUUUGAUGCUGCUCUGGGUCUCUACUUCAACACGGGCCCGGCGAUCGACGCCCUGGAAUUGCAGCUCCCACUACCGGCAGACGACGCGGCCUGGGAAGCUCGCACUUCCACUGAGUGCGGUGAGGCCCUCGGCUUCUACGGACCGCAGGCUGCCAAGGCGCGGAAUCCAGAUGGUACCCAGAGACCCAAGCAGCCCGAGAUGAACCUCGCUCUGAAAGCGCUCCUUUACAACUCGUAUCAGAUCCAGCCAGGCACAACCAAUCUGUACGGAAAAUUCAUUCUCAUCCACGCGCUGCUCGCCAUGCUGCGGAGAGUUCAACUUGACGGAAGUGCAGCCGUGAACCGGUCCAACACCCCUCUUUCGCAGCACGACUGGAUUGUCGGGGCUCAAGCCCCUAGCCGCGGGAGCACCAGCGGUCGAGCAACCCCCGUCGAUGGAAUGGGUCAACUGCUAGAUGGCACUACGAUGAAGACUUUCGCGACGGCCUUGGACAAGUUCAAAUCCAACUGGGACCUUGAUAUGGCCUCGCAGUUCCCACCAGCAGCAGUUGUCCAUCCUCGUCGUUAUGGUUUCUCCAAGGAUGCCAUCCAUUUCUACUGGCUUGCGACAUAUCUCCUGAAGAACGCCCGGGCUACUGAUCUGCGCAUGGCCCCUGACCAGCGGUUCACCCACGUCAUUCACUUGCUGAAGUCGGUCAGGGAUUGGGUUGUGACGGACGGUGCCUCGAGAGGAGAAGAGCUAGGAUCUGUCGGAGAUAUUGAUCGUGAUUUUGGCGUCCGAGACUUGAGUCUAGACAUGACACAGCUCUUCAAGCCUCUCCCCAAGGUGGUGGAAUCUCAGGGAAUUGCAUCUGUUCGGGCGGAAAUGGGCAACGGCAAGGGCGGCAUGGUCUGA
Phialemonium atrogriseum is the source of this 2790-nucleotide messenger RNA. RefSeq names its product fungal-specific transcription factor domain-containing protein. The coding region runs from base 1 to 2790 and encodes 929 amino acids. Gene Ontology annotation, biological process: DNA-templated transcription; regulation of transcription by RNA polymerase II. The transcript is spliced from 2 exons. Gene Ontology annotation, molecular function: zinc ion binding; RNA polymerase II cis-regulatory region sequence-specific DNA binding; DNA-binding transcription factor activity, RNA polymerase II-specific. Lineage: Eukaryota; Fungi; Ascomycota; Sordariomycetes; Cephalothecales; Cephalothecaceae. Gene Ontology annotation, cellular component: chromatin. The record is from RefSeq and is a predicted model, not a curated record.